AUGUGCUUCGGCGAGAGGCUUGACGAGAAGGUGGUGCGCGCCAUCGCCGCCGCGCAGCACGAGCAGGUGCGAUACAUGUUCGGCAAGAUGUCCGUCUUCGCCUUCCUCCCGUCGGUCGCCGAGCACCUCUUCCGCGGACGCGUCCGGAAAAUGCUUUCCCUACGCCGGCGGCAGAAGGAGCUGUUCCUACCGCUGAUCGACGCGCGUAGGGAGUACAAGGACAAGAAACGCGGCGGCGAGCGCGAGCCGAGGCGGAGCAAAUCGGGAACCACGUUGGAGCACUCGUACGUGGACACGCUGUUCGACGUCAGGCUCCCUGAGGAGGGCAACCGUCGACUCACUGAUGACGAGAUGGUCAACCUCUGCUCGGAGUUCCUCACCGCCGGGGCUGACACCACCUCCACCGCACUGCACUGGAUCAUGGCCGAGCUGGUGAAAAACCAGGCCGUCCAGCAGAGGCUCUACGAGGAGAUCAAAGCCAAGACAAAAGACGGCCAUGAAGAGGUCUCUGAGGAAGACAUUCAGAACAUGCCUUACCUCAAGGCGGUGGUUCUUGAGGGCCUGCGGAAGCACCCGCCUGUGCACUUCGUGCUGCCGCACAUGGCAGCAGAGGACGUGGAGGUCGGCGGCUACCUCGUCCCCAAGGGUGCCACGGUGAACUUCAUGGUCGCCGAGAUGGGCAGGGACGAACGGGAGUGGGAGAAGCCCAUGGAGUUCAUUCCGGAGCGGUUCUUGGAAGGCGAACAAGGGGUGGACAUGACAGGCAGCACGGGGAUCAGAAUGAUGCCGUUCGGCGUCGGCCGGAGGAUCUGCGCCGGUCUGAACAUUGCCGUGCUUCACCUGCUCUACUUGGUGGCCAACAUGGUGAGAGAAUUCGAGUGGAAGGAAGCGGCAGGCCACGAGGUCGACUUGGCGGAGAAGCUCGAGUUCAUGGUUGUCAUGAAGAAGGAGCUGCGCCCACGCCUUGUGCCCCGAAAGCCCAACAUGCAAACUGAAGAACACUUGUAA
Triticum turgidum subsp. durum (durum wheat) is the source of this 1008-nucleotide messenger RNA. Lineage: Eukaryota; Viridiplantae; Streptophyta; Magnoliopsida; Poales; Poaceae. The record is from the annotation of a GenBank genome assembly.